AUGUCUGGCUACAACAGCGGGCGUCGAGCCCCGACUUUCUCGCAAUACCUGAAUGAUCUGAAUGCCAUUCCUUCGCCCUAUGAUCUGGCACAACAGCAAGCGGAGCGGCAAGAUCUAUUCAAUGUGGAUGCUGAAUUGGCUCUGUUUACGAACGCGGAGUUCCUGGAUUUUGAUGCUGUUGGGGAUCUAUCUGUUGACCUGCCCGUGAAAUUUGAACGCGUGGAGGGAACCGAUGCGCAUAAUAAGGACUCUCCGAGCACGGUUGGCGAUGGAGAUAAUAAUGUCAAGUACCUGGAUAUGUUGAAUGACUUCAACCUGGCCAGCUACCCGCCUGACUUCCAAUCACCCAUCAUCACCAUGCAGGCACCCGCCUAUCCGCUGUCCCAGCUUCCACCCCCCAGCCACAAUGGAGCCCCCAUGACCUCUGGAGAGUUCGGGCACUCGAUUUCUCCCCAGCCCGUGUCAGCCCGAUCCUCAUCCAACGUAUCCUUGGCAUCACCUCUGUCUCAACCCGCCAAAAGGAAACAGGAAGCAAUGUCCCCCGGAAACCCAAGCAUGGACGAAGCCGCGCGACUGGCACAGGAGGAAGACAAACGCCGCCGCAACACGGCUGCCAGUGCCCGCUUCCGCAUCAAGAAGAAGGAGCGUGAAAAGAACAUGGAGCGCACCGUUAAGGAGGUCACGGCCAAAAACGCCACACUCGAGGCCCGCAUCACCCAGCUCGAGAUGGAGAAUCGGUGGCUCAAGAACCUGAUCACGGAGAAGAAUAGCGGUGCCAUUGCUGACGGGGAUAUUGCUGGCAUGUUCGAUAAGUAUCGCGCGAGCGCAGAGGUGGCCCAGCAACAACCGUCGAACGGCUUGGAGAGGAGAAAAGCAUGCCUGACUGUUGGGGCGAAGAUCCCGGCUUUCUUUGGCUUGCCGUUACGUUCUCUAUCCUGCCUGAGAGUUCGACGAGAUGUUGAAAGUGAUUCAUACCCGAAGUACGAACUUACCGUUCUGUCAUCACUCCACCCGUUGGGAAUGAUAGAAGAGGGUACUUUGAGGUUACGCUACAUUGGGGAAGAGAAGAAAUCAGGAUUUGUCGUGGAAGUGUUCGAGGGCAUGUUUGAGGUGACGUGGAUCAAAGCUGGAGAAAAGAGCGGGUGCUGA
This is a messenger RNA of Paracoccidioides brasiliensis Pb18, 1149 nucleotides long. RefSeq lists its product as uncharacterized. The transcript has 3 exons. Gene Ontology annotation, biological process: regulation of transcription by RNA polymerase II. The record is from RefSeq and is a predicted model, not a curated record. Bases 1 to 1149 code for a protein of 382 amino acids. Gene Ontology annotation, cellular component: nucleus. Gene Ontology annotation, molecular function: DNA-binding transcription activator activity, RNA polymerase II-specific; RNA polymerase II transcription regulatory region sequence-specific DNA binding.